Acytostelium subglobosum LB1 is the source of this 1080-nucleotide messenger RNA. RefSeq lists its product as hypothetical. Gene Ontology annotation, molecular function: nucleic acid binding; zinc ion binding; DNA-directed RNA polymerase activity. The record is from RefSeq and is a predicted model, not a curated record. Bases 1 to 1080 code for a protein of 359 amino acids. NCBI's taxonomy places the organism in Eukaryota, Evosea, Eumycetozoa, Acytosteliales, Acytosteliaceae. Gene Ontology annotation, biological process: DNA-templated transcription; termination of RNA polymerase I transcription. Gene Ontology annotation, cellular component: RNA polymerase I complex. The transcript has 3 exons.
AUGGCAAAGGAUAAAGAGAUAAAGGAUAAGAAGAGGAGAAAGGAUGAGGAUGAGGAUAAUAGUGAUGAUGAUGAUAAGCAACUGAAAAAGAAGGAUAGCAAGAAGAAGGUCAUAGUACAGACUAGUGAUGAUGAUGAUGACGAUAGAAUGAAUACAAGCAGUGAUGGUGAUGAUGAUAAUGAUAAGAAGAAGAAGAAGAAGAAGAAAGAGAAGAAAGAUAAGAAGGAUAAGAAGGACAAGAAGAAGAGUAAAAAGGCAGACAACACAGAUGAUGAAGAGGAGGAUGAAGAUAACGACAAGAAGAAGAAGAAGAAGAAGAAGUCAAGCAAACAAUCAAGUGAUGCUGAAAACAGUGACAAUGAUACUGAUAAGAAGAAGAAGAGCAAGAAGGAUAAGAAAGAGAAGAAGGACAAGAAGAAGUCAAAGCCUGGCUCUGACGAUGAGGAGGAGGAGGAUGAUGAUGUUAGCACUGAGGACGAAAAGGACAAGAAGAAGAAGAAGAAGAAACAAGCUGAGGAGGAGGUCAAGAAGGAGAAAGAGAGUGCUGACAAGAAGAGAAAGGCCGUCCUUGAGGACGACAAUGACAAGAACAAGAAGUCAAAACAAUCAUCAUCAUCAAACGGCAACAACUCAACACCAAGCAAAUCAAAGGAUAGUAGCAGCAGAAGCACAUCAUCUCAGAAUGGAGAGCACAAGACACUGCAACAGUCAUCAAACCAGACCACAAUUUGGAAUGCAUUGAACAAGGAGAUGAAGGCCGACUUUUGUCCACAGUGCAACAACCUACUUCAAUUCCUUGAGCCAUUUGGCAAGCAAGCCAAGUGCAGCGUUUGUAAAUUCCGUGCUGACAAGUCAAUUCUUGGUCAGAAGGUGAUCACAUCCAACAGUACACUCUUUAAGAAGCCAAAGAAGGUGGUGGAUGACGAGGAGGAUCGUGGUGCAGAGAUCGACGAGGAGUGUCCAAAGUGUGGACAUGGCAAGAUGUACUUCAAGACUGCACAGACCAGAUCAGCAGAUGAAGGUCAGACCAUCUUUUAUGAAUGCCAAAAGUGUUCACACAAGUUUUCUACCAAUACAUAA